AUGCUGAAGUUUAUUAUGACUAAAAAUGGGAAGAUAUUUUAAGAAUCGACAAGUAUAUGUUGCUUUUUUUCCAAAAUUUAUGGCUUCAAAAGAAAGAAAGGGGUAGAGAGAGAGCAAGUAUUAAAGCAAAAGCAAAUACCAGAUGCAAAAAGAUGUAUAUAUGGGAUAGAAAUCAAGCAUUUCCAUUUAAACAUCAAAGAAGAAGUUAAUUAAUGAAGAGUCUCGCAAGUAUUGGAAGCAGCGGGAGAUCAUCCACAGAUGACAAUAAUAUUAAUGAUGAUCAUGACGAGGUCUCCAAGUUGGCUAUAGCAUCGUUUCAAGCAAGAGAAGAAGAGAUCGAGAGGAAGAAAAUGGAGAUGAGAAUGAAGGUCGAAUCUCAACUCACUCGCGCUGAAGAAGAAACCAAGCGUUUGGCACAAAUUUGGGAAGAACUGGAAGUGUUAACGGAUCCCAUGAGAAAAGAAGUUGCCAGUGUACGUAAAAGAAUAGACAUGGCUAACCGUGACCUAAAAUCACUUGGACAGACCUGCCAAAAGAAAGAGAGAGAGUAUAAAGAAGCCCUGGAAGCUCUCCAUGAAAAGAACAAUGAAAAAACUCAGCUGACCACGACCCUCAUGCAGUUGGUGAAUGAAAGUGAGAAAUUCAGAAUGAGGAAACUGGAAGAACUAGCCAAGAUUGUAAAUCCAAACACCUAAUAUACAUUAAACUAUUGAGUUCCUAUCAAUGUAAUCUUGUGUAAAUUCUUAUUGUAUCUUGCAAUCUUACCAUAUAUCAAUGCAAUACACUAUUUUUAUUUUUUC
Olea europaea var. sylvestris is the source of this 800-nucleotide messenger RNA. RefSeq lists its product as uncharacterized. Lineage: Eukaryota; Viridiplantae; Streptophyta; Magnoliopsida; Lamiales; Oleaceae. The record is from RefSeq and is a predicted model, not a curated record. The coding region runs from base 213 to 695 and encodes 160 amino acids. The transcript has 4 exons.